AUGUCCUUCACAUCGAUUCCCUCUACGUCUACGACCACAACGACUGAAAGCAAGCAUUCAAAAGUGCACAAAUUCGCCAAACAAGCACAAAAACUGUCCCGAGGUGGAGCAAGGGAUGAGGAACAGCGCGAGGAAAAUGUUGCUAUUGCGGCGCGAUUCGUGACGCCGCGGGAUGCGAUUAUUGAGACGGUGGAUGGGGAGAGGCUACCCGCUGUACCGGUUGAGGAGGCCAAGAAAUUGAAUCGGUUGAGGGACGAGGCUGUUGAUGGUGAAGAAGAAGAACUGGCGCCUAAUGCUGGAAAUGAGGAAGAGGUCGAGACAAAAGAUGCAGUCAUCGAAUCGAGACGAGAGUCCGACGAAAGAGAACAGUCUCCAGAAUCACACGGUGGACCGUUAGAAUGCGUAAAACCUCCCGCGCAUACGCAUCCAUUAUUCCCACCCGUGCCGCUUUAUGGCCCUUCCUCGCUUUUGCGGACAUUGCAGUGUCAGACCUUUCGGGCUGUGUCGUUUUGUCUUUCGCUUUCUUUUUUGGGCAUGAUAUUAAUGGGCGCUUGUAUGAACGGGUUUGCUCGAGGGAGGUAUUUGGAUGCUGAGAGGCCGUUUUAUAAAGAAGAGUUGGAGAGGGAGUCUGUUAGACGAGAAGCUGCGAAGAGAUGGGAACGCAGACAAAAGACCAACACGGAGCAAAUGGAAAGAUCCAAGGAGCAAGAAAGGAUUAGGAAUGCUGAGGAUCCGGAAUCGGACGAUGAGUAUCCUCCCCUGGAAGGCGGGCGGGAUCCUAUUGUUUGCGAUAUUGGCUACUACGCCAGGAGAGUUGGUUUGGAUGUUGAGGCCUUCAAGGUCCAAACAGAAGACGGAUUCAUAUUGACGUUAUGGCAUGUCUAUAAUCCAAAUGAAUAUACCCCGUUACCCGAAACUGAGCGAGACUUCAGACAACCAGACGUAUUCCGCGAUCGAAAAGCGAGAGAUUUCCCAGCGAAAAAUGGUCGGUACCCAGUCUUGUUGAUACACGGGUUACUUCAAAGUUCAGGCGCAUACUGUGUCAAUGACGAAGACAGUCUUGCCUUUUUCCUCUGCAAGGCCGGAUACGACGUUUGGCUGGGUGAUAAUAGAUGCGGGUUCGAACCUCGACACAAAACCCUCAAAUACUCCGAUCCGAGGAUGUGGUGUUGGAAUAUCCGACAUAUGGGCGUCCUCGAUCUGCCAGCAUUCAUCUCGAGGGUCCUUUACGAAACCGGAUUCGAAAAAUUAGGUCUCAUUUGCCAUAGUCAGGGCACCACCGAGGCCAUGGUCGCUCUAGCAGAGGACCAACGACCUGACCUCGGUGAGCGGAUUUCAAUAUUCUGUGGCCUUGCACCAGCUGCCUACGCCGGACCAUUAAUCAAAAAGGCGUAUUUCCGCUUCAUGCGAAUAAUAUCUCCCAGCGCAUUUCGAGUAUUCUUUGGGAUUCACGCUUUUAUCCCUCUUAUGAUGACGAUGCAUAGUCUCCUCCCCUCACGUCUCUAUGGCGCAUUAGGAUACAUGAUAUUCUCGUAUCUAUUCGACUGGAGCGAUAAACGCUGGGAUCGAGGAUUGCGCGAUCGCAUGUUCCAGUUUUCUCCUGUUUAUGUUAGUGCCGAGAGUAUGCGCUGGUGGCUUGGACGCGAUGGCUUCGCGGUUCAGAAAUGCAUUCUUGCCACUGAUGAGCAGGUUCUUCGCGAAGAUGAAGAAGAUCUCCAGAUUGACGAGAAUCAUAUCGUUGAUUCCGACGAUAUUGCUGAAAUUUCUAGCGCGCCUGCCUCUACUUCAUCAGACAAACAAAAAACAGCAUGGUACGGUCCGCAAACGCCACCUUUUGCAUUCUGGGUCGCGGGUUCGGAUGGAUUGGUCGAUGGCCGAAGACUCCUGCGUCGAAUGCAUAAUGGUAGAGAACCGCAUGUGAAUCUUGUGCAUGAAAAGAUUAUCGAGGGGUAUGAGCAUUUGGAUGUUCUGUGGGCUAUAGAUGCGAUUGAGCAAGUGAGUAAGGAGGUUGCGGAGGUUGUGUGGAGGACGGUGCCGGAGAAUGAGAAGGGGAAGUGCCGAGUUCCAAGGUUAUGA
Molecule: messenger RNA, 2076 nt
Organism: Talaromyces stipitatus ATCC 10500
Lineage: Eukaryota; Fungi; Ascomycota; Eurotiomycetes; Eurotiales; Trichocomaceae
Product: ab-hydrolase associated lipase, putative
Exons: 2
Coding region: 1-2076 (691 amino acids)
Biological process (GO): lipid metabolic process
Source: RefSeq, a predicted model, not a curated record